This is a messenger RNA of Mobula hypostoma (lesser devil ray), 3878 nucleotides long. It is a transcript of the gene dhrs7cb, whose product is annotated as dehydrogenase/reductase (SDR family) member 7Cb. NCBI's taxonomy places the organism in Eukaryota, Metazoa, Chordata, Chondrichthyes, Myliobatiformes, Myliobatidae. Gene Ontology annotation, biological process: intracellular calcium ion homeostasis. The transcript has 7 exons. The record is from RefSeq and is a predicted model, not a curated record. The coding region runs from base 239 to 1174 and encodes 311 amino acids. Gene Ontology annotation, molecular function: oxidoreductase activity, acting on the CH-OH group of donors, NAD or NADP as acceptor.
UGCAAUUUGGGAGAAGGUUCAUGUCAGCUCUGCAGAAAUAACUGCCUCAGCCUCUAGCUAUUAAAGAACUUUUUAAGAUCUCCUUGGUGUACAGUGCACUGGAAACUGAAAAUAGUGAAUCAUUAAAUAUGAAAAGAUAAGGAUAUCUAACUGACUUACUUGGGACUAUUACUUUAUUCUGCAACCGUCUACAAGGACGAUUACUAUUUUAUUACCCUUGGAUCAACUAUUGCAAGAGAUGGGUGCCUUGGCUUUAUUGAUUCUCCCAGUACUGGCAGUUGGGAUUGCUGGCAUUUUUUAUAUUUACAAACAAAUAAUGCGCCUGAUGUCCAAAUCAGCUGUGAGGAACAAAGUGGUUGUGAUAACUGAUGCUGUAUCUGGACUUGGGAAAGAAUGUUCCAGAGUUUUUCACAGUGGGGGAGGCCGCGUGGUCCUUUGUGGCAAUGAUUGGGAUAAGCUAGAAGCCCUGCAAGAGGCUCUACUUGCUGUUGCAGACCCUAGCCAGACAUUCAGUCCGAAGAUAGUACUUUUGGAUCUCAGUGAAACAGAGAGCAUUCCGGAGAAAGCCAAGGAAAUCCUUGAAUCCUUUGGGUGUGUGGAUGCGCUUAUUAACAACAGCAGUCUGAAAGUUAAAGGAGCUGCCCUCAAUGUCCCUUUCGAAAUGGACAAGAAGAUAAUGGAUGCUAAUUAUUUUGGACCCAUUUCUCUAACUAAAGAGCUUCUUCCAUCGAUGAUUGCGAGACAUAAUGGUCAAAUUGUGCUGAUCAACAGUAUCCAAGGAAAAUUAGGACUUCCAUUCCGUGCAGCAUAUGCUGCAUCUAAACAUGCACUACAAGCCUUUUUUGAUUGCCUACGGGCUGAAGUUUCAGAAUAUGGCAUUACUGUGAGCACCGUGAGCCCAACGUUCAUUCGUUCUUAUCACCAAAUGCCAGAAACAGGGAACUGGGAGGCAUCCAUUUGGAAAUUUUUCUUCAGGAAGUUGGCUUAUGGUGUUCAUCCAGUGGAAGUAGCUGAGGAAGUGUUGUACACAGUGAACAGAGGCAGCAAAGAGGUGUUGAUUGGAAAUCCUACUCCGAAGGCAUUUGUCUAUUUAAGAACAUUCUUUCCUGAGAUAUUUUUUGCAAUUGUUGCUGCUGGAAUCUCAAGCCAACCCAUAAAUGAAGAAGAUCAGUAACUUUCCUUGAUUAAGCCUUGUUCUAUGAAUUUACUGCUCAUCUUUCCUGUCUCUCUUACGUAUGUCUAAACUUAACACUUAUUUACCUCAGUUUGUCUUUUAAAAAUUGCUUCUUACCUAACCAUCACUUCAUUUCCCUAUUUUUGUUUUGCUUUUGCUAUCUAUUCUGACAAGUUAUAUCAUUAGCUUAAUAUUGGAGGUUACUGGAUAAAAUUACACGGACAAAUUGGAUAAACUAUCUUGUGUUCCCUUGAGGUAAGAAGGUUGAGUGGUGAUCUUGCUAAGGUAUUCAAAAUAACACGUGGAUUUGAUAGGGGAAGCUCAGAUGAACAAUUUCUUUUGGAAAGUUAUCAGGAAGAAAGGACGUAAUCUUCUAAUUUGAACUAAGAUAAUCAGAAGCAAAAUCAGUAACUAUUUUUCCCUAAACUGUGUUAGGAAUCUGAAAUUAUCUUCCCUUGAAGCAUGAUGAUUGCUAAAACAUACUGAGCUUUCAGGACAAGGCAGAUUUAUUUUAUAUAAGGAUAUCAAGGGAAAUAAGCAAAGGCAGGUAAAUGGAGUUGAGAUAACAAUCAGAAAUGUAGAUUUGUAAUGCUGAAAAGUGUACUCCUGAUCAUUUGUGCUAUCUUUGCGUUUUUAUAGUCUCACUUUUAUUCUAUCAUCAGUCAAAGUCAAGUAACCAAUUCUAUUGUCAUUCACUGUCAUAAGUUGGCUGAUAGAUCAUCACUGAUAUAUCUUUGUUCGUCAGAUGGAUAAUCUAGCCUUUCAGUUCCAAAUAGAACUGCAAACCUGUUCAACCUUAUGUAGUAGUGUGCUCUUUUUUACAAUCUACCCAUCAACAAAAAGAUUACUUUUGGUUAAAAGACAGUGAAAUUGGAUAUAAAUUAAUGAUUUAUCACAAACUCAGAGAGCUGUUGAAAGCCCUACUUAUAUGAUUUUACAAAUCUCCUCUGGAAAUGUUUGAGAUUGCCAUUGGUUACACAGGUGUUUUUCUAUUAAAAAGAAGAAAACAUAUUUCAAGCACAAAAUACAUCAAUCAUCAGCAAACUGAUAGAAAGUGCCAAUGAUGGUACUAUUAUGCAGAACUUGUUUAUCUGUUAGCUCACUCAAGGAUGUCCAAUUUUGGGACUGUCCUCACUACAGCCUUAGAGUAACCAUAGACAAAAGAACUGAAUACCAGAACCCAAUGCUACAGAAAUGUAAUGUUGAAAGGAAGAAAAAAAAGAUGCAAAAACAUAGACCCAGGAUAUAAAUAGCACCAGAUCAAGAUAUAGAAAUAGAUGCUGGAAAUGGACAGAACUAGAUAAACAUAGAAAGAGACUUACAGUGCACUUAUAAAUCCAAGAACCAUAUUAAAUAAGGCUGGCGAGCUUCAGGACUAAUAAAUUGCACAGGAUUAUGAUGUUGUGAAAAUAGCAGAGACCUAUCCAAAAGGGCAGGUAUAGGAUUCAAUAUUUAUAGAUAUAAGGUAUUAAGGAAUGAUAGAGAAGGCAAGAAAAGGAGGAAGGAUGGCAGUAUUGAAUAAGGAGAAAUAAAAGCAGAAUAUGCAGCGGGCACUCAAUAGACUGUGAAUAGCAAAGCAGAAUUAAUGUUACAUUUAUCAGUUUACUUGAUUCUUAUCUUUUAACAAUUGCUCUUGGAAAAUCAACUCUCCUUGUGUAACCAUAGCCCUUGAUUGAAGUCCAAUGAUCACACUGUGUCUGUCUGCCUUGUGGUAUUCUCAUCCUGUUUUCUUAUCUAGCCGUCUCCUACCUUCUGUGAGGUAAAGAGUUCACUUUCCCUUGUGUGGGCUCCUCAGUCUAUCGUCUAGUCUCUAAGUUCUGGGAAGAUUUCAAUAGAGUAAAAUUACUGAAGGUGCUUGAAAUCUGAAAUUUAAAAAAAAGGAAACUGCUGUGGGUGCUCAGUAGGUCAACCAGCAGCUAUGGGGAGAGAAAUGUAGUGGUUUAUUAUAGCCAUUCCUGGGAUCAUUCUUGUGAUCCUCCCCUGGACCCUUCCAAUAAGGAGCCCAAAACUACUCACAAUACUCCAAAGUGGUCUGACCAAUGCUUUAUAAAGUGUCAGCAUUAAAUCCUUGCUUUUAUGUUCUAGUCCUCUGAAAAUGAAUACUAGCAUUGCAUUUGCCUUCCUUACCACCAACUCAAACUGCAAGUUAACCUUCAUAGAAUCCUGCACAAGGACUCCUAAGUCCCUUUAUUUUGCUGAUUUCUGAAUUUUCUUGCCAUUUUCCAUUUGGAAAAUAGUCUUUGGCUUUAUUCUUUAUGCUAGGGUGCAUAACCAUGUACUUUCCUGCACUAUAUUCCAUCUGCCACUUCUUUGUCCAUUCUCCUGAUCUGUCCAAGAUUUUCUGCAAACACCCUGCUUCUUCAACACUACCUGCCCUCCACCUAUCUUUGUAUCUUUUGCAAGCUUGGCCACAAAGCCAUCAAUUCCAACCUCCAAAUCAUUGACAUAAAACUUGGAAAAAGUGGUUCCAACUCCGACUCUUCUGGAACACCACUAGUCACUGGCAGCCAAUCAGAAAAGGCCACCUAUCAGACCCACUCUCUGCCUCCUGCCAGUCAGCAAUCUUCUAUCUAUGUUACACACAUCAAAGUUGCUGGUGAACGCAGCAGGCCAGGUAGCAUCUCUAGGAAGAGGUACAGUCGACGUUUCAGGCCGAGACCCUUCAUCAGGACUAACUGAAGGAAGAGUUAGUAAGAGAUUUGAA